GGGGAGUUGGCAGAAGGACCUGCGGCGGGUCCGCUUCGGCCGCCGCUCUGGCCUGGUCUUCACCAGCGGCUGACUGAGCGCUCAGUGCGGCACCAUGGGGAAGCGGGACAAUAGGGUGGCCUAUAUGAACCCAAUAGCAAUGGCCAGAUCAAGGGGUCCAAUCCAGUCUUCAGGUCCAACUAUCCAAGAUUAUCUGAAUCGACCAAGGCCUACCUGGGAAGAAGUGAAAGAACAACUAGAAAAGAAAAAGAAAGGCUCCAAGGCAUUGGCUGAAUUUGAAGAAAAGAUGAAUGAGAACUGGAAGAAAGAACUAGAAAAACACAGGGAGAAAUUAUUAAGUGGAAGUGAGAGCUCAUCCAGAAAAAGACAGAGAAAGAAAAAAGAAAAGAAGAAAUCUGGUAGGUAUUCAUCUUCUUCUUCAUCAAGCUCUGAUUCUUCCAGCAGUUCUUCAGAUUCUGAAGAUGAGGAUAAGAGACAAGGAAAAAGGAAAAAGAAAAAGAAGAGCCGUUCACAUAAAUCUUCUGAAAGUUCCAUGUCAGAAACUGAAUCAGACAGUAAGGAUAGUUUAAAAAAAAAGAAGAAGUCAAAGGAUGCAACUGAGAAAGAAAAGGACAUUAAAGGACUCAGCAAAAAAAGAAAGAUGUAUCCUGAAGAUAAACCGUUAUCAUCUGAGUCCCUGUCAGAGUCAGAUUAUACUGAGGAGGUACGAGCAAAAAAGAAGAAAAGCAGUGAAGAACGAGAAAAAACAACAGAAAAAACAAAAAAGAAAAAGAAGCAUAAGAAACACAGUAAGAAGAAGAAAAAGAAGGCUGCUAGUUCAAGUCCUGACUCACCAUAACAUUAAGAAGAAUCAGGAUUCACUUAUAAAGAAAGUGCAAUGUCUAAGGAAAUUUCAACUGUGAAAAUUAUGACAUAUUUACUAAAAUGCAUGAAUUUUCUUGUUUUUAGAAUUAUUCCUGGACUAUCAGUAGCCACUCAGAUGCCACUGUGUGAAAGGGCCAUAAUUGUUGCCUGCUGCUUGAACAUCUGUUUUUUUCUCUUCCAGUGCUUAAUAACUGGGAGAUAACACACCGCAGUCAUACUAGUGGUUAAGAUAUAUGGGAAUAAAGUUAAUAUUUUUGACUAGAAGUAUCUAAUGAUAAAUCAACAGAAACUGAAUCUGGAUACAUCAUUAAGAUGUAAUCAGAGAUGACCGGAUGACUCUAGUUAACAUUUUUGAAGUAGGGAUUACGUUGAUGUUUCAAAAUCCUUACUCUGUAGAUAAGCGUAUUUUAAUUUUUUCCCCUUGUAUACUUUUGUUUACCUGGGGAAGGAGCUUUUAGGGGUGGGGGUGGGGUUUGAUAUCACUUCAGCUAGCAGAAUAGCGUGCCUUUAUCCUCACACAUCUUAUUUUUGUGGACACAGUAGCCAUGCUUCAUGGGGAGGUCAGGGCCGGGUAUGGCAGUCUUGCCCUUUACUGAGCUUAGUGACAUCGUUGGACUCUGUUGUAUGCCACUUUGAGUGAACCAGAGAAAUAGCCUUUUGCAGCAUGAGAAUGCCCCAAAAGCUCUGGGAUUUACCUCCACUUCAAUAAUACUGAAUGUUUUUUAGCAUUAGAAUGUGUUAUAACAUUUGAACUAAUUUUGACUACACUUUGGCUUUGAAAAGGAAUCAUUUCAGAUGACACUGGUACUUUUUGAACUUGAUAGCUAAAGAUUCUAAAAUGCAUGUUUUAUACUGUUAGGUUUUAACCAGUCAGGAAAAUUUUAUGUAAUCAGUGAUAGUUCCUUUAUUUUUUGUAUGAGUUUUGUUUAGGCUGUAAUGUUUAGCUUUUUAUUAACUCCUUAUUCUUGCUAUUCUAAAUUCCUUACUGUGUUUAACAGCAUACUUGCCAAGAUAUUUAGCAUGUAAAAAGCAGGUUUUUGAUGUUUUGUUUUUUGUGUUUUUUUAACAGCUUCAUAUUGAAGCUGAGACUUAACCAUAAAUAAGUUGAGUGACAGGCCUGGUAUGCUGUGUCUUGUUACACAAAACUCUUGCCAGAAUCUUAGUAAAUAUAACGUUUUAAAGGUUUGUCUUUGUAUAUUCACAACGGAUUAUGACAAGUUAAAUUUAAGUGAGAAUUACAUAUUUGCUUUUCCUGUGUCAUAUUUUACUAAGAUUUUGUGCCUCAUGUCUCCUGCUGAAUUGUUUACUAGUAAUGUUAAAAAGAAUUGAUAAAUCAUUUUCACUUUACAUUUUUAUAUAAUCAGGUAACAUGAAAUAUAAUUUGAUGUACAAUUUUGCCUGUUACAGAGGGUGUGCUAAUUAUAGUGGUAUAUGCACAAAACAUUUUGGCAUGACAAGCUGAAUAAAUAGCUAUUUUACUUAAAAA
Physeter macrocephalus (sperm whale) is the source of this 2350-nucleotide messenger RNA. It is a transcript of the gene FAM133B, whose product is annotated as family with sequence similarity 133 member B. The transcript is spliced from 11 exons. The coding region runs from base 95 to 838 and encodes 247 amino acids. NCBI's taxonomy places the organism in Eukaryota, Metazoa, Chordata, Mammalia, Artiodactyla, Physeteridae. The record is from RefSeq and is a predicted model, not a curated record.